AUGGCAGGGAACUUCUGGCAGAGCUCCCAUUAUCUGCAGUGGGUUCUGGACAAGCAGGACCUGAUGAAAGAACGCCAGAAGGAUCUCAAGUUUCUUUCAGAGGAGGAGUACUGGAAACUUCAGAUAUUCUUUGCCAAUGUCAUCCAGGCCCUGGGGGAACACCUGAAGUUACGGCAGCAGGUCAUUGCUACAGCAACGGUGUAUUUUAAACGAUUCUAUGCCAGGUACUCCUUGAAGAGUAUAGACCCAGUUCUUAUGGCUCCAACCUGUGUAUUUCUGGCCUCUAAAGUUGAGGAGUUCGGGGUUGUGUCCAACACCCGGCUGAUCUCUGCAGCAACAUCUGUAUUGAAAACAAGAUUUUCCUAUGCAUUUCCAAAAGAGUUCCCGUACAGAAUGAAUCAUAUAUUAGAAUGUGAGUUCUACCUUUUAGAGUUGAUGGACUGCUGCCUGAUUGUGUACCACCCCUACAGACCCCUGUUGCAAUAUGUACAGGAUAUGGGGCAGGAAGACAUGCUACUGCCUCUGGCCUGGCGAAUAGUGAAUGACACUUACAGGACAGACCUUUGUCUACUCUACCCACCUUUCAUGAUAGCCCUCGCCUGUCUGCAUGUUGCUUGUGUGGUGCAGCAGAAAGAUGCCAGACAGUGGUUUUCUGAGCUCUCUGUUGACAUGGACAAGAUCCUGGAGAUCAUCCGUGUGAUUUUGAAGCUGUAUGAUCAGUGGAAAAACUUUGAUGACAGAAAAGAGAUGGCUGCUGUGCUGAACAAGAUGCCUAAACCCAAGCCUCCUCCGAACAGCGAGAAUGACCAGAGCUCCAAUGGGAACCAAAACAACUCCUACAGUCAAUCAUAGACAACACACAUUACCCAUCAGUUUGGUGUUGUGUCGGCAGACAUUUUGGAAAUGUCACACAGCGUCACUCUUUACGAUAUCAUUUUGGAAACCAUGCAUGUCAACUGGCUGAAGAACAUGUCCUUCCUUCUUUGACUGAUGCCCCAACCCAAACUGGAUGGCCAUUUUUUCCACAUGCUCAGUCCCCUUCUCUGAUUGUCACAGGCUUAUCUACCCAGGAAUUCAUCACCAGAAUGCCUGCAUUGUACAGCCAAGCAGAGAGAGCUGGCAGUUUUAUCGUCUCCAUAAGGCCAUUUUCUUAUGAACUUGAACUGAACCAACACAGAGAAAGACAGCGGCACAUGAGGAAGGGGGAUUGUGGGGAAAGAGAUUUGGAAAAAAAAUUAGAAGAUGGUGGAUUGGGGCGUAUAGCUGCACGAGGGUUUGGAUAAGAAAAAAAAACCGUGUAACAUCGUUGUGAUGAUCCUGACGUCCUUGAAUAGUCUCGGGGAGCAAAUCAUGUGUUGAGCUCCAUGGGAUCAGAGAAGACUUAAUUGCAAGUACUGUGUGUGUGUAUGUAUGUGUGUGCGUGCAUGUGUGUGUGCAUCUUCAUAGGAAUGUGAGUGUGAGUUGCCAAUCUGGGAGGGUUUUCAUUCCUCAGGGACUAAAGCAGUCUUCUGUACUGGUGUCUGUUUAAUGGGAUUUAACUCUGUACUAUUAGAAGUGUGUGUGUGUGUGUGUGUGUGUGUGUGUGUAUACGGGUGUAUGGGUGGGUGCUGAUUGGGUAUAAAUGUGUGUAUCUGUGAUGUGGUAUGGUGCCCUCAUCAAGCCUGAGACCUGUACUAGUUGGCCACAGACCUUGGCAGGAGGUAUCCCAAGAGAUGUUAGGCUCCUCUCAAAGGUAGCUGUUGGCUCUUAUAUAAACUGAAAUGUACAGUUAUGAAUCAUAAUUCUCCAAGGUCCUUGUGACCUCUUCCCAGUUGUAAAUAGCUGUAUAAUUUUAUUAAUUUCUUUUGUGUUUUUUUUUUUUUUUUUGC
This is a messenger RNA of Lampris incognitus (smalleye Pacific opah), 1868 nucleotides long. RefSeq names its product cyclin C (gene ccnc). The transcript is spliced from 12 exons. The record is from RefSeq and is a predicted model, not a curated record. Gene Ontology annotation, molecular function: cyclin-dependent protein serine/threonine kinase regulator activity. Bases 1 to 852 code for a protein of 283 amino acids. Lineage: Eukaryota; Metazoa; Chordata; Actinopteri; Lampriformes; Lampridae. Gene Ontology annotation, cellular component: mediator complex; nucleus. Gene Ontology annotation, biological process: positive regulation of transcription by RNA polymerase II.